CGGAAAAUUAAAGAAAAAAAAAUGAGGUCGAGCGGGCGGUUGUCCGGCUUUUUAUUAAUUUUAAUUAAUAUAAUUAGCCAAAUCAAUGGACAGGCGAACGAAGUUAUAGGCUGCGGUGGUUUUAUCAAGAGCCAUACUGAUAUUGACUUUUCCAAGGUGGAAAUUAAACUUUUAACGAAGCAGGGCUCGCUAAAAGAUAAAACCGACUGCUCACCAUCCAAUGGCUAUUACUUUCUGCCUAUCUAUGACAAAGGUGAAUAUAUGCUGAGCAUAUCACCUCCACCUGGCUGGAGUUUUGAGCCCGAGCACGUUGAACUUAAUUUCGAUGGCAAGAAUGACGUGUGCAGUCAGGGGAAAGAUGUGAACUUUGUUUUCAAAGGCUUUGGCAUAACCGGCAAGGUGGUUUUGGCCACGGGCAGUGGUGCACGUGAUGUGGAUGUGGAACUAAAGUCUGAACAGGGUGAGAUCCGACGAACGAAGACUGAUAUAAAUGGCGUAUUCUUCUUUACGCCAAUUAUACCUGGAAAUUAUGUGGUGCGUGCCACGCAUGCUGCAUGGCAUUUCGCAAAGGCGGAGCACAAGGUGCAGGUGGUGAGUGGAAAUACGGAAUUGCCGCCAAAUUCGCUGGUUGUGUCUGGCUUUAAUAUUAAUGGACGUCUAGAUGCCAGCGCGCAACAGUUACCCAACAUUGCUCUGGCUUUAUAUAAGAAAAGAGGUCAAACAUUGCAGCCCAGGUGCGAACAAUCUCCCAAAGCCCCCACAAAUCAGUUGAAAAACGACUACGAAACUGCUGCUGCCUGCUAUGUCUUAGCCGAACAGGGUCUAUAUAGCUUUAAAAAUGUGCCCACUGGCAAAUAUUUGCUGCUGGCUGUCAAUGAAAAUAAGGAAUUGAAAUUGCAUCUCACGCCCGCUUUUGUGGAAAUUGAAGUUGGCAAGGACACGUUGCAGCUGCAGGAUGAAUUUAAGAUUAGCGGCUUUACAGUCUCGGGCAAAGUACUGCGCUCUGCUAGCGGCGGGCCUCUAAAGGGUGCCAUAGUUAAAUUGAAUAACGAGCAAGUGGCAAAAACCGAUGAUGCGGGCAGCUAUACAUUGGAGAACAUUAAAGCGGGCAGCUAUAACAUACUCAUUGAGUCACCCAGGCAUCUGUUUGACGUGCUGCAAGUGAAAACACAAAUCUCUGUACCAACUCUGCCUGUUAUAGUACCCACUGCCUAUGAAGUCUGCGGCAAAGUUGUCUCCAGCAAAUCUUAUACUGUGGGCAUCACCAAAGCGGGCUCUACUUUCCAUAUCAAAGCCACAACGCAAGCGUCGAAUGGUGAAUGGUGCGCCAAUUUGCCUGCGGGCCGAUAUAGCAUUGAAGUGCUCACCACUGAUGUAGACAAAACCAGCGGCGUGCAAUUUUUCCCAGUGCAACAGCAGACUGAAGUGAAGGAUGCGCCAGUUAGUGGCAUUAUCUUCUCACAGCUGCGUGCCACAAUACGUGGCGAGCUGCAGUGUCUGCCCGAUGCCACAGCUACUUGCACCAGUGCUGAAGUUACGCUCCAAGGCUUGGAUGCCACUGGUCAGCCCACAGACAAUAAAUGGAAAGCCAAGGCGCAUCGUGGCAAGUAUGCAUUCAAGGAUGUGCUGCCUGGUCCUUACGAGCUAACCAUACCACAGGGCAAUCUUUGCUACGAAUCCACACGCGUUUUCCUAAACGUGGCUGCUGCUGAGGAGGAAGCACCACCAUUUAUACACAAGGGCUACGAAGUAUCCAUUAUUUCUAGUCAUCGCGCGCUGAUGCGCUACCAACAUGUGACUGGACCCUCAGAGCCCAAGGCGCCACUGGAAUCACUUAAAAUUCUAUCAGGCGUUAAUACUUUCUGCGUCAACAAAUACGGCAGCUAUGAUUUCAAGCUGGAGAGUUGUCACAUCUAUGACGACAGUCUGCCCACUAAGUUCAUAACACCUGAGCCAGAGCAGCUGCAAACGUUGAUAGUCAAUGCCAUAGCUCAUAAGACAGGCAUACGUGUUUUGUCUACUGAACCGAAUGCGGAUUCACUGCGUCUGGCUGUGGAAACGGAAGCGCUGGGCAAACAGAUAAUAACGCCCACAGCUGAGGCACAUAAAGUCGAUGGCAAAUAUGCUUACCGCUAUGAGACUUAUCUUAAACCCGAUGAAACACUUACCAUAACACCAUUGAGCGAUGUGCUGCUCUUUGCGCCACAAAAUCAUGAAUUGCAAGGCGGCAGCGAUUGCGUGGAUAUAGCUUUCAAUUUUGUAGCCACGCGUGGUUUGAUUUUGCGCGGCAAGGUGUUGCCGGCUAUAAGAGAUGCCAAGGUAACACUCAGUUUUACAGAGCGUACAGAUCUGGCGCCCAUUGAGGCAGUUACCUCAGUUACUGGCGAGUUCAAGAUUGGACCUAUCGAUGAGAACUUGAAGUUUGAACUAAAGGCUGAAAAGGAAUCGUAUGUGUUUAGUGAGUACAAUCGUCAAUCGAAUUCGUUUAGCGCACACAAGCUCUGCGAGAUUGAGGUAACGGUUAUGGAUGAUGCCAAACAGCUCUUGAGUGGCGUGCUGCUUUCGCUAAGCGGCGGUGAGAGUUAUCGCAAGAAUCUGGUUACCGGCGACAAUGGCGCCAUCAAUUUCCACUCGCUGUCUCCUUCGCAAUACUUUUUGCGUCCCAUGAUGAAGGAAUAUAAAUUCGAACCCAAUUCCAAAAUGAUUGACAUCAAGGAUGGCGAAACUGUGCAGGUUACGCUAACCGGCAAGCGGUUUGCUUACUCCGUCUUUGGCACCAUAACCUCACUGAAUGGCGAUCCUUUUGCCGGAGUAAACGUGCAGGCCACUUCCACUGAAAGCUGUCAGCAUCAACAAGAGGAAGCCACCAGCGAAAGCAAUGGACAGUAUCGCAUUCGUGGACUGCAACCUGGCUGCACCUAUACGGUGCGUGUGCUGCCCGAUGAUGACAAAGUGCAUCGUUCCAUACCCAGCGAGCGUACAGUGACUGUGGCCAACGACGAUGUGCGUGAUGUUAAUCUGAUUGCCAUCAAUCCCAUUAAGAUUGUGGAUAUAACGGCGCGUAUUAUGGCCAGCCAGAAUGAUUUCUAUAAAACAUUGCGCAUUGUUAUGUAUAAACGUGGUGCCUCCGAUUCACCUGUGUACUCACAACGCGUGGCCACACCACUGAACCCCAAGGGCAGCUUCAAUCCAGGCAUUAUGGUUUACUUCCCACGCAUACCGCUCGAUGGCCAGAGCUAUGUGGUGGAGCUCCAAUCGACGCUCUCCGACAAGACCUACACAUACAAGCUGCCAUCGCACAGCUUUGUAGCAAACAAAUGUUCCGUGUACAUGUAUCUGGAGUUCAAGCCCGAGGUGCGCGCCUCUGAAGCUGACCUCAAUCAGAAUUCCAUAUCCGCCUUGGUGUUGAUAGCGCUGGUAGCCAUUGCCUUCUUCAAACAGGACUUGGCAGUUAACUUCUUGAGCUUUGUUUGGGCCAGACUAAGCGAUCUCAUCGCCGACAUUGCGCAACGCCAGAAGAGCAAGACGAGCGUGCGCAAGAGCGAGCCGCUGAAUCAGCGUGAAAUCGAACAAAUGGCUGAUCAGAUAAAUGCCAUCAAAAAGAAGAAGGUCAAAAAGAUUUAGUCAUUAGUUUAAGCUAUCUAUCAAUGGUAUUUUUUUGUUCUAAGUCUGCGGCUCAAGGAGAUUUGGUUUGUGUUUGCUUUGUUGCUAAACCUAAAAAUUUAGUUACAAUUUAUAAUUUUUGUUUAAAAAACUGC
Messenger RNA from Drosophila busckii, 3758 nucleotides. Its product is annotated as nodal modulator 2. The transcript is spliced from 6 exons. Bases 22 to 3624 code for a protein of 1200 amino acids. Gene Ontology annotation, cellular component: endoplasmic reticulum membrane. Lineage: Eukaryota; Metazoa; Arthropoda; Insecta; Diptera; Drosophilidae. Gene Ontology annotation, molecular function: protein binding; carbohydrate binding. The record is from RefSeq and is a predicted model, not a curated record.